AUGACAUCACCUGAUAUUAUCUCAGCUUUGAUGAAUUGCCAAUUGCGUGAGCGUAAAUCAUCUGAACUCGCAAACUAUGUAACUGCAUCUUUAACAGAUGAGAUGCUAAUAAAUGGAGAUAAUACAUGCAUUAAUGAUAUUCAUAGUGUUACACGGGUUGGUCUUUCUGCUGAUAGUGACAAAAAUGGGCAUGAAGACUCGAGGCUUGCUUUGGGAGCACCGGCUGGAGGGCGACUGGGUGUGUCUGGGCCAGCCAACAAGGAUCGUGUACCUCCGGACACGACGCGAUCAGUGGGGACGCCGCAGGCCGGGGCGCCUGCACGUUGCGCGGGGGCUUGGGCGACCCGCUGGCGGGCCGCGGGCGGGCCCGGCCCGGCGCUCGCACCAGACCCUGGUGUCAUAGGAGAAUUGAAGAGCAGUAGCUUCCUACGCCCCAAUCGUUUUAAAGAAGCUUCGGGUAGAAGAACGACUGCGAAGGAGAACCCCGUGGCAUCCGUUGGCCUAGAGCGACAAGCCGAUCUGCCCUUCCCCGACGGUGGUUCCGCGGGGAGGGAAUCGGAGGAAUGGGAGGGCUUUGUAGUGGGUGAGGCAGAGGCUAGCUGUGAAUUCCACACGCUGCGGAGAGUGGACUUCGCAGUGGCUUUGGAAGGUUUUUACCGCCGCUCUAGUAAAGCGCACACGUACAGGCAGAGCAGCACCUUCUCGACGGCCUCCAGCCAGCCGCCCGCCGCGCCCGCCCCGCCCCCGCUGCCGUCCUCGUCCGCACGGCGCCAGAGGGCGGCGAGCGACGGACAGCUGGCCGACUCGUCGGAUGCCAGCCCGCGCCCGCCCGCGCACCGCCGCUCAGCUGUUCCCAAGGACAAAGGACACACCAGCCCCGGCCCGGCCCGGCCCGCGAGGAACAGACUUCACAUGCAAUCGGAUCGCACACGGCCUCCUGCACACGCCUGCCCGCCGGCGGAGGAGCACAGUUCCAGACGGCCUGGACUGCGCUGCGCGACU
Messenger RNA from Gryllus bimaculatus (two-spotted cricket), 1002 nucleotides. Lineage: Eukaryota; Metazoa; Arthropoda; Insecta; Orthoptera; Gryllidae. The record is from the annotation of a GenBank genome assembly.